AUGACACGAUUCGAAAUGACGCUCAACGGCACUGGCACCGCCAUCCAUGUCGCCGAGAGAGCCAUCCUCUUCCUCCACGCCCAAUCCGAGCAACUUCCCACACCAGCAGAAGCCUCGGCCGCAGCGACUGCCAGUGCCAAUGCCUUACGCGACAUGAUUGCCCCAUAUUGUCCGCAGGAUGAAGCCACUGGUCACACGGUCCCGGGUGCCGCCGUAUCUCACUACUCGAUGACCACACUUGACACGAGCAGCCAUCAACACCGCAGUAAGACCGGCAGUUUGACUGUUCUCUACAGCGCCCGCGCAGAAUUCAGCAUCAAGUUCCACGACUUUGCUAUACUCAACAAAAUCGCCACUCGCGCCUCCGCCAUGGAGCACGUCAAGGUAUCCCGCGUCGACUGGGCCCUGACCGACGAAACUUCCGAUGCCAUCAAAGGCGGAGCACGGAAGCGUGCGGCUGAAGAUGCAAUUCAGCGCGCGUGGGAUUAUGCAGAGGUGUUUGGGAAGAUCCCCCCGGCGGAGCUGGAGGCGAGAGUUCUCCCCGUGAGGGUGACCGAGCAGAGCUUUUAUUCGAAAAGCACAAGACCGCAACUGCACUAUGGGAAGGGAAUGAGAGGCAGUAAGACAGGGAGAGAAGAGCUGCAAUUUGAACCAGAAGAUGUCAAACUAGAAGCGACUGUGACUGCAAAUUUCGUUGUGGAAAUAUGA
Venustampulla echinocandica is the source of this 708-nucleotide messenger RNA. RefSeq lists its product as uncharacterized. Lineage: Eukaryota; Fungi; Ascomycota; Leotiomycetes; Helotiales; Pleuroascaceae. The coding region runs from base 1 to 708 and encodes 235 amino acids. The record is from RefSeq and is a predicted model, not a curated record. The transcript has a single exon.